UCACCCCUAUUUUCUCAGUUGGUUCAUUCCGAUCUUUAGUACGAAUCCAAGAGUAAAAUCAGGAAGUGAAGGGCGGUGGUUUACUCGCUCCGGAUAGCUGACGAGUGUUUGGUCGUUGUAAGAUCAGAAAAAAUCCAAAUCCUUCACGAUGGCGAGCAAAAAGGCUAAGGUCAAGUCCACCAAGAAGCGCCCUCAGCGCGCCACCUCCAACGUCUUCGCCAUGUUCGACCAGUCCCAGAUUCAGGAAUUCAAGGAGGCCUUCAACAUGAUCGACCAGAACCGUGACGGCUUUGUGGACAAGGAGGACCUCCACGACAUGCUCGCUUCCCUGGGAAAGAAUCCAACUGAGGAUUACCUGGAGGCUAUGAUGAAUGAAGCUCCCGGACCGAUCAACUUCACUAUGUUCCUCACCAUGUUUGGAGAAAAGCUCAACGGAACAGACCCUGAAGACGUAAUACGAAACGCGUUUGCGUGCUUCGAUGAAGAGGGAACGGGUUUCAUCCAAGAGGAUUACCUCAGAGAGCUGCUCACAACAAUGGGGGACAGGUUUUCAGAGGAGGAGGUGGACGAGCUCUUCAGGGAGGCCCCCAUCGAUAAGAAGAGUAACUUCAACUACGUGGAGUUCACGCGCAUCCUAAAGCACGGCGCAAAGGAUAAGGACGAUUAAGGAAGCCCCGUCACCCCGCCUGUCUGCCGUCAGCUACAACACCGUGCCACAAACCGCAUCUCUCCAAACAAACCAAAGCAAUAACUCUUCACACUGUUUGCUGUAAUUCUGCCAGAUGUCUUUGUUUAGAAUAUCCUGUGCAGAUGUGAAGUCACCGAAUUUCGGAAGCUCCAAGGGAUAAAGAAAAUCAUGCAAUCGGAUUCAGCUGAAUUUAUACAUUUUAUGACUUUUUGAAUAAAGCCCUUUAUUAAGUUGUA
This is a messenger RNA of Oryzias melastigma (Indian medaka), 924 nucleotides long. It is a transcript of the gene myl12.1, whose product is annotated as myosin, light chain 12, genome duplicate 1. The record is from RefSeq and is a predicted model, not a curated record. Gene Ontology annotation, molecular function: calcium ion binding. The transcript has 4 exons. Lineage: Eukaryota; Metazoa; Chordata; Actinopteri; Beloniformes; Adrianichthyidae. Gene Ontology annotation, cellular component: cytoplasm. Bases 149 to 667 code for a protein of 172 amino acids.